UGCUCGCGCUCAUGGUCUGGAGCCUGGCCGCUGUCCUGGGCGCCCCUUCGAACGCUUUGCAGGACCGGCCACGUGUGCGAGUGCAAGACGGGCACCUGGUCUUCGAGGCCGCACGAAACAAAAACAUCAGCUUUCAGUCCGGCAGUGGAGGCAUUCUUCUCAAUGGCAAGGACCUUGCUGUCGCCAUGGCCUCGGUUGCGGAGGCCUCUCGAACGCUGGCUCCUUCGGCGACUUCUGAUCAGCUGCAGUCUUUGGCAGACACUGUAGUGAAGGUCGAGGAGCUCCGGCAAAGACUGGACCAACUCAAGACCAAUGUCGAUGGUCUGCGCAACCAGCUACGCCAGACGAAAAGAAACCUAACUCGCAGUCUACAGAUGCCGGUCCUGCGCCUGAAGGCAGCCAUGAGAAGGCUACAAAACAACCUGCGACGGGACGCCUGCAGCUCCAACCCCUGUGGACACGGCGGAACUUGCGUGAGCCGCUACAACGGCUACCUCUGCCUUUGCCCGGCAGGAUGGCAGGGCGGUCGCUGCGAAGAGGACGUGGACGAAUGUGCUCACUUGGCCGGCAGCGACCUAGGUUGCCAGAACGGCGCUACCUGCGUCAACACUCCUGGGGCGUACAGGUGCCAAUGCACCCAGGGCUUCUUCGGGGCCCACUGCACGGAACGCCAAGACGACUGCUCCCUGGCCAGCGCGAGUGCCCUCUGCGACCACGGCACCUGCAUUGGACUGCCUCGCGUCGCGGGACAGCCUGGCUUCCGUUGCCUCUGCGACCAAGGCUGGACGACGGGUCCCGGUCAGCUGUCGUGUUCCCAAGACGUGAACGAGUGCGCAUCUGGAAGGCACUUCUGCUCCAAGAAUCCUCCCGUGGCAUGCCUAAACUUCCCGGGAGGCUUCGGGUGCGGACCCUGCCCGCAAGGCUACUCCGGAGACGGGUACAGCUGCAGCGACGUGGACGAAUGCCUGGUGAACAACGGAGGCUGCUCCCAGAAUCCCCGAGUGGACUGCUUCAACACGAUUGGCUCACGCUCCUGCGGACCCUGCCCGCCUGGCUACGUUGGAGAUGGUGUAACCUGCACCUACCUAGGACUGUGCAACGUGGACAACGGUGGAUGCAGCCCCCUCGCCACCUGCAUUGCCCGGUCCGGCAGUUUCCGCGAGUGUCGCUGCCCGGCGGGCUUCGUCGGCAGCGGCGUCGGACCCAACGGCUGCGUGGCGGCAGCCCCCCGGCCAGACGGCCAGCAGCCCGCGCAGCAGCCCUUCGCAGACCCGUGCAGCGGACAGCCCUGCCGGCACGGCUUCUGUCAGGCGUUCGGCAACAGCUUUCAGUGCGUCUGCGAGGCAGGCUUUUCGGGCCGGCUCUGCGAUCAGGCUCAAGGCGGGUGCACCAGCGACCCGUGCCAGAACAACGGCACGUGCCACAACGACGGACCAACGGGCGUCGCCUGCACCUGCACGCCGGAGUGGACCGGGCCCCUCUGCGAGGAGCCGCGGCAGGCGUGUGGGGGCCAGCUGUACGGUACCAACGGGACGUUGCGGUACCCGGAGACCGGCGAAGCGUACACCCACAAGCGGAACUGCAUCUGGGUGCUGAGGACGACUCGAGGCAAGGUGCUGAACGUCAGCUUCUCAGAGUUUCACCUCGAAGACGGCGGUUCCGACUGCGGAUUCGACUUCCUCGAAAUCCACGACGGUCCGACGUCGAUGAGCCGGGCCCUGGGCCGCUACUGCGGCACCACGCUCCGCGGAAAGAACCUGGCGUCCACGCACGACAGCCUCUUCCUCUGGUUCAAGACGGACAGUUCCGUCACCGGCAUCGGCUUUGCCCUUGACUGGAUCACGACGGAUCCCGUGUGCGGCAGGGAUUUCCCGGUGGCCGACGUCGGGUCGGUGAGCUCCCCGGGCUACCCGGACCACUACCCGUCCUCGCGGGACUGCAUGUGGACCGUUGCCGUGCCUCCCGGGAAGCGCAUCCAGAUCCACCUGGCCACCGUGCAGAUGGAGCACCACCACAACUGCUCGUUCGAUUUCCUCAAGGUGUACGACGGCGCCAGUGAGCGGGACCAGCUGCUGGGGACCUUCUGCGGCAGCGGGGCCCCCGGUCCGCGCCCGGUCCUCACGUCGAGCCACUUGGCCCUGCUGCACUUUCACUCGGACGACUCGAGCACCGACGUGGGCUUCCACGCCACCUACGCUUCCGUACCAGGUGUUCCUGGAUGCGGGGGCGUGCUGUCCCGGGCCAAGGGCCGCUUCACGUCGCCGUCCUACCCGAGCCCCUACGAGAACGGCCUGCUGUGCGAGUGGGAGAUCCGCGCCGCUCCCGAGGAGAGGCUCCAGAUCACCUUCGACAGCUUCACCCUGGAGCAGCAUUCGGCGUGCCGGUGGGACGCGCUCGAGGUGUACGACGGCCGGGACGACAACGCUCCUCUGCUGGGCCGCUUCUGCGGCUCCGCGCUUCCGCCCGCCGUUCUGUCGCACGGAAGCGUCCUCUACGUGCGCUUCAGGACGGACCAGAGCACCCAGCUGCAGGGCUUCUCCGCCAGUUACGAAGCGGUGUGUGGCGGUCACUGGACGUCCCUGCGCGGCGAGCUGUCCUCGCCCCGCUACCCGGAGCCGUACCCGGCAAGGAGGUUGUGCAACUACACCAUCGAGCUUCCCCCCGGCAACCUAGUGCAGCUCGACUGGCAGCACAUGGACAUCGAGAACGACGGACACUGCGCAUACGAUUACGUCGAGGUCUGGGAACCGUGGCGCAACGGCAGUGAGCGUCGAAGGGGACGCUACUGCGGCUCCGUACCUCCGGACCCGGUGACGUCGGCGUACAACCGGCUGAGUCUGCGGUUCCACUCGGACCAUUCCGUUCAGCACCGCGGUUUCCUGGCCAACUACUCGGCGCUGGACAUCGGUUGUGGCGGAGUGCUCAGCGAGCCCGGUCGGCUCCAGAGUCCCGCCAGCGAGAGCGCCCAGUCAGGCUACCGCCACGAGUCCCACUGCCGCUGGCUCCUGAAAGCGCCUCCGGGUCAUACGGUGCGCCUGAGCUUCUCCCAGUUCGCCCUCGAGGAGUCCACAAACUGCAGCUACGACUACGUUGAAAUUCACGACUCCUCGGACGAGCGCGUCGGAAGGUACUGCGGCGGUCGGGCGCCCCCCACCAUCACAUCUACGGGCGAACUGCUGCACGUGCUGUUCCGCACCGACGACAGCGUCGCACGGGACGGCUUCCUCGCCCACUUCGAGUUCUUAGACGGCCGUACCGCAUGCGGCGGGGAGUUCUUCCUCUCGCAGGGCGUGGUCCGGUCGCCGCUCUUCCCCCGCCACUACCCGGCGGAUCGGGACUGCGUCUGGCUGCUCCACGUCCCCGACGGCAGGCAGAUCAGGCUCAACUUCACGCACUUCGACCUGGAGAACAGUACCAUCUGCGCCUUCGACUUCCUCGAGCUUCGGAACGGCGCCCAGGAGACUUCUCCUUUGGCGGGAACCUUCUGCGGUCGUGAGGCCCCGGUGGGAUUCGUGUCGGACAGCAACAGCCUGCGCCUGCGCUUCGUCAGUGACUCUUCCAUGUUCGGCCAAGGGUUCCAAGUGUUCUACGACAGUGCGCUCACAGGAUGCGGCGGUGUCCUCACCGGGUCUUCUGGUAGCCUGAUGUCUCCCAACUACCCUCGUCCCUACGGCCACAACGCUGAGUGCCGUUGGCUGAUCCGAGUCAGUCAGGGCUCCAGGAUCGCCCUCACCGUUGUUGACAUGGACAUCGAAGAGCAGCCGGACUGCGGCUAUGACGCGCUCGAGGUGUUUGACGGCGACUCGGCAAGAGGAGAAAGGAAAGCGCGGCUGUGCAACCUCCAACAGAGGCCCGGCCAUCUUACUUCCAGUGGUUCCACCAUAUUCUUGAGGUUCCGAAGCGACGCAUCUGGGGCUGGAAGAGGCUUCCACGUCGUGUACACGGCUCUGUGCUCGAGCGUCAUCCGGCACCAGCCGCGGGGUGUCAUCGAGAGCCCCAACUUCCCUGCGCCGUACCCGAGCAACGCCAACUGCACCUGGACCAUCGAGGCGCUGUCGGGUCACAACAUCUCGCUCGCCUUCUCCACCCUGGAGAUCGAGCACGAGGCCAACUGCAGCUACGACUACCUCGAGGUGAACGAGACCGACUCCGACGGCCAGACCCGGCAUCUGGGGCGGUUCUGCGGCGAGCCCAGCACCCUUCCGCCACCGAUCGUGUCCUCGCAACCCGUGGUGCACCUGCACUUCGUGACGGACGGCAGCCAGCGGCUCCGGGGCUUCCGGAUCGAGUACGCCUGGAAGGGCUGCGGCGGCACGCUGACCAAGCCCCGGGGCUCACUGCAGACGCCCAACUACCCGCACGGCUACCCGCGCAACACCGAGUGCCUGUGGCACAUCAAGGCGCCUCUAGGGCAGCGGGUACGCCUCGCCUUCGUCGACGUGAACAUCGAGACGGCCUCUGGAUGCCCCUUCGAUUACGUCCGGGUGCACGGCGGUCCUGACUUGACGUCGCCGGUCAUCUCGGAGAUCUGCGCCAGCUCAUCGACCCCGACCGAGCUGAUGUCACACGGCAACGAGCUGACCAUCCACUUCCGCAGUGACAGCUCCAUUGAGGGCAAGGGCUUGCGCGCAACCUACCGCUUCGACACUUCCGGAGCCUGCGGAGGCGUGUUCAGCACGACGUCGGCCCUGCUCAUGUCCCCGGGCUACCCGUCCAACUACGACGCCCAGGACGACUGCAACUGGAGGGUCACUGUGGCCCCCGGCCACGUGAUCAACCUGCAAGUGCUCGACUUCGACAUGCCGCAAAGCGUCAACUGCUCCGAGAGCUACCUGGCCGUGUACGACGAUGUGCGAGACGCUCAGCCGGAGCUGCUGCGCCACUGCGGGUCCUCGCUGCCGGCCAACGUGACGAGUGCGGGCAACAGGAUCAGGAUCCGCAUGAAGGCCUCCGGCUUCUCGGCUGGACGAGGAUUCAAGGCCCGCUACACUAUCGGGUGUGGGGCCACGUUGGAUGCUGACAAGGGCGGCGCCAUCGCCACCAUGGGAUAUCCGUACUUCAGCGGCGACGGCACGUGCAACUGGAUUAUUCGCACGGCUCAAACUGGCGAGCGAGUCACGCUCACGCCGACCCACGUCUCGCUGCCGGAGGAGCACUGCACCCAGUUCAACGUGACAGUGCGCGACGGGGACACAGCAGAGGCACCGCUACUGCAGACCCUCUGCUCGAACCAGGUGCCUCCAAGCAUCGUAUCCAGGGGAGGCGCCUUGCACGUGCACGCCUACCGGGCCGUCUUCAGGGCCACGUACGGAGCCUUCUUGAGCGACUGCGGGGCAACCAUUACAUCCCUGGCGGGCUCCUUCGCGAGCCCCGACCACCCGGACAGCUACCCGCGCUCCAGAGACUGCGUGUGGACUCUGUCGGCCGCCAGAGGGAACAUGAUGUCCGUCAGCUUCAUAUCCUGGGAGCUUGAAGACAGUGAGUUCUGCAACAAGGACUACGUGGAAAUUCGCGAGAAAAACGCCGCAGGAAGGCUCUUCGGGCGCUUCUGUGGUUCCUCACUGCCCGGUAACCUGAGCCUUGCCAAUGGCUUCUGGAUCAAGUUCCACUCGGAUGACGAUGGCGUUGCUGCUGGAUUCCGAGCACAAUUUGAGACCGCCCGGAAGGUUGAGCUUGAAGGAUCGUAUGGCGAGAUCGAGUCACCGCUUUACCCACGAGAAGACGUCUUCGUCGGUUCUUUUGCGUGGAUCGUACGUGUUCCUGACGGCACUUACCCACGGAUCAGCUGGAACAGCCUCUCCAUCUACCCGGAAGACUGCCAAAACAGAUAUAUUCAGGUUCUGGACGGCGUGGAAGAAGGCUCUCCGGAGGUCGGCCGCUACUGCGGUCACCGGGUGCCCGAGCCGCUGCUGCUGCGCUCUUCGGGAGCCCUGAUUCGAUUCGAGCCGAACAACGCCUACGCCCGCUGGAGGAUGCGCUGGGAGGCCGUGAACGCCACCUUCAUACAGACCCUGCCCACUCUCAGCACGGGCUUCCCUUGCGGCGGUCGGUUGGAGCUGGCGAACGCGACGUCGACGCUGAACCUGACGACGCCGGGCUUCCCGUCCCGCUACAGCGAGGGCCUCAACUGCUCCUGGACUCUGGUGGCCCCCGCCAGGCGUCGGCUGCGUCUCCGAGUCACGGUGUUGCAGAUGAGGAACUGGGACAUUCAAGAGUCCUGCAAUUAUGACGUCAUCAGCAUACUCGAUGUUGACCCCCUGUCGAGCCCCGAGCAGCGUCCUCUCGCCCAAUGGUGCGGCCGAGUGAGCUCCCGCGACCUGCCGGACCCCGUGGUAAGCUCGUCGCGCUUCCUGGUGGCCCGCCUGCGCACCUUCCAGAGCGUCGAUGACGAGGCCAUGGGCAACGGUUUCUCCGCCAAGCUGACCUCCGAAUGCGGCGGCAACCUGACGGAAGGGUCUGGACAACUGGCUGACACGGACGUGCUGUCUACCGAGCAGAACUGCCGCUGGCUUCUUCGGUCGGACAGAAGGCGGAAGCUUAAGAUCACCCUGGAACUCUUGGAGAUGCCUUCGCAAGACGGGGCAUGCAGGGAUUCCUUCCUACAGGUGCUCAACGGUGCCGAGCCGGAGUCUCCGCCUCUCGGCCAGGGCAAGUUUUGCGGCUCUUCGUCGACUUUUCCGGAGCUGCCCGAGACGACGUCGCAUCAGGCCACCGUCGUGUACCGAGUCCGAGGUCCCUUUAAGGCCCGUUUCCGCCUCCGCUGGGAAGAGGCGUCGACAUCUUGCGGCGGCCCUGUGGCCCUGACAGCAGAAUCCCCGGAAGCGACGGUGUCAUCGCCGGGCAACCCCCACGGAGGACCUGCCCACUCGGUGGAGUGCGACUGGCGCGUUCAGGGUCCACCGGGCAGGCGCAUCCGUGUCGACUUUCCAGAGGCCUUUCACAUGCCACACGGCUGCCAUGACCAAGAAAGGCCCAAGGACUUUGUGGAGUUCCUGGAUGGCGGCACAGCCAAUGCAGCCUCCCUGGGGAUGUUUUGCGGAAGCGAGCGGGGAGACAGCCUCAUCAGUUCGGACAGCCUGCUGGCCGUCCGCUACGUGCAGACGGGACCUGCAGGAGACUAUCUAGGCUUCAGGGCAACCGUGUCUCUCGCCGAGUGCGGCGGCACGCUGUGGCCCUUCAGCGCCCCGAGCAAGAACCUGCAGCCGCUUCGCGAAAAGCUCUUGUCGGGUGUCGCCUUCGACUGCGAGUGGAUGCUGCGCACCACAGACCAGACGAAUGUGAGACUCACCAUUCAAGGCCUGGACCUUCGCGAAAGUCCGACCUGCACGGGUAGCGACUUCAUCGAGGUCCGCGACGGCAACAAGACCGGAGAGCUGCUGGGACGAUGGUGCGGCGCCAACAUCUCCGCUGAUGUUCAGUCUUCAGAAAACUCCAUGUAUCUUCGCGCUAAGGUCGGAUCCGGAUCACCCCGAAAGAGUCCUUCCCUCGUGUUGCGUUGGCAGUACCAGGUUCAGCGCUGCGGUGGAGUGCUGACUACUCCCGAAGGUAGCUUCUCGAGCCCUGGUUUCCCGGAGCCCGUGACUCAGCGGCGACACUGCCGCUGGAACAUCCAAGCACCCGAGGGCCGGCGUAUCUCGCUCCGCUUUACGGCGGGAGACCUGAGCGACUGCACGGGUGUCGUCAUGAUAUCGGAGAUGGCGCACGUGAGGAACCUGGAGUGUGGCCAUCCGCUCCCCAUGGAGAUCAAGUCGGCCACGUCUCGCCUGGCGGUCUCGUACACGUUCCACCGGCUAGCUGGAGGACACGGGUUCCGCGCCAGCUACAGCACCGACGUCGAACUACCGUGCUGGCACACGCUGACCGAGACCAGCGGGCUCCUGGCGGCUCCCGAGGACUCGCUCAGGUCGGGUGGCCACCUGGUCUGCCAGUGGGCGGUUCCGCUGCUUCGCAACCAGACCCUGGCCCUGACCGUGGACCGCGCCAACGCCACCGCCGCAGGCAGCUGCCAGCAGGAAUACUUUCAGCUCACACGGCGGAUGUGCCGGCACGGCGACCGAGAGGUGAUGGUCCCGGACGACUCGGCUACCACGGUGUACUACGUGAAGAGGCCCCAGGGCUCGGGACAACUCAGCGCUGCGUACCGAAUCAACGAAUGCGGCGGCCGGCUGAGGAUCGCCGACGGCAGCAUGUGGUUCACGAGCCCGGGCUACCCGUCCAACUACCCCGCCAACACCGACUGCCUCUGGGUCGUCGUUCCCGAGGUCUGGGGAACGCAGGUGCAGCUCAACUUCAGCAGCUUCGCGCUUGAAGACAACUGCAGCUUGGACUUCGUGGAGAUUCGCACCGGCAGCAACAGCUUGUCGCCAACGCUGGACAGCUACUGCGGCUUGCGCGGUCCCGGCCUGCUGCAGGGACCGACCUUCUCGCUUCUCUUUCACUCCGACGGAAAAGGUUCGGCCAAGGGCUUCAACGUCAGCGUCUCGGUCUCAGGACUCGCUUGUGGCGGCCUGGUCCACUCUCGGGGAGACCGGACAGUGACGACACCCAACCGUCCGGCCGCCUAUCCGGCCAAUGCGGAGUGCGACUGGACACUGGACGUCCAGAAGGGCCACCGCGCCAGAAUCGCCUUCCGAGGUCGCUUCGACCUCGAGACAACGGCGGACUGCAGUGCAGAUUUCGUUCAGGUGUUCGAGGAGACCGCCGAAGGGUCCUGGACUUCCAUGGGACGCUUCUGUGGGCUCCAUGCCCCGCAGCCCCUAGUAGCACGCACUCAUCGAGCACGCGUGUUGUUCCGCUCGAACGGCAAUGGCCGUCAGGGUGACGGAUUCGAGAUGGUCGUGGGAAAAGCCUGCGGUGACGUGUUCACGGAGCCCGAGGGAACCAUCACAUCACCCAGGUUCCCCGAGAGCUACGCCAACAACCUCAAUUGCUCUUACCUGAUUGUGGUGCAACCGGGAGAUCAUCUGGAGUUGAGUUUUGACGCGCCCACUUUCGACUUGGAAGAUUCGGAAGACUGCAGCUACGACAACGUGACCGUGUUCUCCGGGACGCUGAUGCGAGACCCCGAGCUGGUGCGCGCCUGUGGACGGAAUGCGCCUGGCAACUACACGCUUUCCUCCUCCGCCUUGGUCAUGUUCCGCAGCGACUGGAGCAUCGGUGGCAAAGGCUUCCGACUCCACUACCGCAUAUCACACUGCGGCGGUAACCUAACCGGGGAGAGCGGUCACUUCGGCUUGCCGUUGGAGGGCGUCCCUUCACGAGGCCGUUGCCGCUGGAACAUUCGAGUGGCUCCAGAACGCGUGGUCGAGCUCCGGCUGGAUAUGCUCGACGUGGGCUGGGGCAGCCGGGUGCAGAACUGCUCGCAGGACAACGCGGCCACGCUGCUGCGAGUGCUCGACGGGGACGCCGACGACUCUCCCGCCAUCUACCAGUACUGCGGGCGCUCCGCCAGCUCUCCAGUCGCGAAGAGCACGGGCAACACCAUGACGGUGCUGCUCGAGAGCUUCACCGAGUAUCCUGGCGGGACGGGCUUCAGGGCUUCUUACCGUAGCAGCCUCGGGCCCCUACAGGGCUGCGGCGGCACAGUCCACCAGGCGUCAGGCUCUCUGAGCGCACCCAAGAGAACCGGUUACGUGGGCCGCCUGGACUGCGUGUGGACGCUGGUGGCACGCUCGGGCUACGGCCUCGAACUGAACGUCACUGCGCUCGCGCUGGGGAACGCCUCGACGCCAUGCGGCGAUUUUCUCGAGGUCUGGGACAGCCUGGACGACCGACACGAGCCCAUGGUCCGUCUCUGCGACCGGCCCCCGGCGCUGCUUCUCUCGGCUGGCAACGCGAUGUUGGUGCACCUAUCCAGCGCAUACCAGGACACGGCCUUCAGCGCGCUCUUCCGGGAGAUUCCACCCGUGUGCGGAGGCACGUUCAACGUGACCGGCUGGCAGGAGCUGCGCAGUCCCGACUACCCUGCCGGAGCUCCCGCCGGCUUGCGCUGUCUGUGGACGUUGCUGCCCACGGAGGGUAGCACCAUGAUGAUGCGCAUAGACGCAUUUUCACUACCUUGCGACCACUCGGCGGCACUCACCAUCUUCGAGUCAUUCGAGGGGAGCGACGUGCCGAAGCCACCGCAGCGACUGUGCGGUUCCAGUGCCCCUCUGGAGAUCGUACAGACCCACUCGGUGUGGGGCGUCGUCAAGCUACUCCUUGACACAGGCACGGUCCAGGCAGAGUCCAAGCUGGCCGUGAAAUUUGGUCUCGAUGAUGGCCACAAUAAGACGUACCGCCUAGCCAGCGGCGUCAUCAUGAACACCGACUACCCGAACUGGUCGUCGCUAAUGAAGCCUGUGACGAUCACCGUGGCUCCAGAGGGGCUGCCCGCCGGCACCACACUGGCGCUCUAUUUCGUCCGCUUCCACGUGGGCAACUUCAUCAACGACAGCUGCCCUCACACGCUGAUGCAGGUUCGUGACGGUGGCCCCGGAGCCCGCGUGCUGGCUUCCGUGUGCGGUGACGUGAGCCCGAACCCCGUGUUUUCCACCGGCGAUCGGAUCACCGUGACGGCACGCAGUAGCUACUCCAACUACUUCGUCAAGUUUCUGUUGGCGUACAUGAGCAGCGGGGAAGGAGGCUGCGGCGGCAACCUGACGGCCUCUGAGGGCGCCCUGUCGAGCCCGGGCUACCCGCAGCCUCCGAAGAAGCGCGCCUGCUCCUGGUUCCUGGCGGCGCACAAGGGAGCGGUGCUGUCGCUUCGCUUUCAGAGCUUCUCGCUGAUGGGCGGCAACUGCAGCACCAACUACGUGGACGUCUUCAGCGGGCACAGGGAGUUGGCUGAGGAGAGGCUCACGCGCCUGUGCGGGCAGGACCGGCCUGCUGUGAUCGAGUCCUCGUCGGAAAGGAUGCUCGUCAAGAUGUCCACCGACGAGCACAACGACGGUCUCGGGUUCUACGCCAGGUUCACGUCACGGGACGUCGAUCAGCGCAGCCAUGUGGGCUUCGUUUCUUCGGCAUCGCCAAACCUCUAGACGCUUGGACAAGGCGGCUGACCCUUCUCCUGACAGGGCACGCGUCAAACUACUCAUUUCUUUUCUUUUUUUGUCACCCUUUUUCCUAACAUUAAAGGCAACAUUAUCUCCCAUGGCGCUGUAGGUAGAACAUUUUCGAAUAUCGUGCCGCAAUAUUUGCCUGCCUGCAAAUCAGGACAGACAAAUCAAUCCGAAAGUUCCGCCGCAGUCGAUAACGUACAUUUACCGAACAAAAUCGUUCGUACUUUCAAGUGCCUUUUUUAGUUAUUUUCAGUCUUAAACACAGCCUGCAUCAGUUUUUGUUGUUAACAACCCAACCAAUUCGCAUGAACAAAAACUCUACACUUCUACAAAGAUUUCUGCCUCUGCUGGGGCAUCGACUUUUGGCAUCCCGGAAUUCCUGGAGUUAAUGAAGAGGACACGCUAAUUCUAGUAACCUGGGCCAUUCGACGCCACCAUCGUCGCCCUUCUUACCUACUGCCCUGCAUGGCAGAAACUAUGAAACUAAAUAUGCUGAAUUAUUCAAAUUGCGUCGCAGCAUUCAUUCUUUUUCGGUGCGCGUAACUCAUUUUACGAAUCCAAAUUACUGGGAACGGGUCCUCCUAUUGGACCAUAUGGCUAUCUUCAAACAGUUUCGUUUUCAACGUGUCGUCUAGUUUUAAAACAAAUUGAAUUGAUUAGAAUGACUGUAUAUUUAAAGCGGUAUGUAAAGAACAAUUUAUGAUGUUCUCCGUGUGCAUGUUGGAAAUUGAAUGCUGAUGCUGUUGCAUUUUUGUUUGUUUUUUUUCUAAAUGCUCAUUCCUAUUUAAUUUACAAAUAGCUCUAGGACGAGGACAGACGAAGAAGUGGACAUUUGUAAAUUAAUUAUGUAUAACCAACUAGCCCGCCAGAAUAUUUUAGCUCAUUCCUAUUAUUGUUCCCGCUGCGGGGCUGAUAGUAUUGUCAAAUAAAUAAAUGAAUAGUUCUCGGGUAAUAAAAUUGCUUGCAAACCUGUCAAA
Ixodes scapularis (black-legged tick) is the source of this 12016-nucleotide messenger RNA. Its product is annotated as cubilin. Gene Ontology annotation, molecular function: calcium ion binding. NCBI's taxonomy places the organism in Eukaryota, Metazoa, Arthropoda, Arachnida, Ixodida, Ixodidae. The coding region runs from base 12 to 11018 and encodes 3668 amino acids. The record is from RefSeq and is a predicted model, not a curated record. The transcript is spliced from 66 exons.